Molecule: messenger RNA, 1509 nt
Organism: Triticum aestivum (bread wheat)
Lineage: Eukaryota; Viridiplantae; Streptophyta; Magnoliopsida; Poales; Poaceae
Exons: 2
Coding region: 229-915 (228 amino acids)
Source: RefSeq, a predicted model, not a curated record
AUUCCACCGAUUCCUGCUGGGCUUCCGCUUCCGUGUCCAGCUCGUGCUGGACCGUCGUAAUUGCUGUUUUCUUGUAUGGGCCUCCACUAGCCCAUGUAACCGAGCCCACGCCUAGCAUUUCCUAAGCCCGAGCGCCAUGCUUCCGUUCCGGCAACGCAACCCACCGGAGGAAUUCUCAUCUGGAGGAGAAGGAAACUCGUCCGCCCCCAAAUCGACGACGGGCACCAGAUGCGGCCGCCGUCGCCGCCGCGGCCGCUGGCCUUCCCGACGCUAGACUCGCUCGCGGCGUACCUCCGGCCGCGCCUCCCGGGCCCGGCGCUCGCCUCCUGGGGAUCCGCGCCGGGGACCAAGAACCUGCUCAACCUCUUCCUGGAGCUCUCCUGCGGCGACUGCACGCUCCUGCCCGCGGCCUCCUCCCCACCGGCCCUCGUCGUGCGCGCCGUCCACGUCGCCACCGUGCGCAUCCGCAAUCGCCGGGGCGCGCUCCUCGUGGAGACCCGCCAGCUGCUCUCCGACGGCACGCUCCGCCGCCGGGCCGCGCGGCCGCUCUCCGAGAAGAUGCGCCCCGGGGAGACCCCCGAGGCCGCCGCGGCCCGCGCCGUCGUCGAGGAGCUCGGCGAGCGCGCCCGCGUCCGGAUCGUGGGGGCGGUCCCGGAGCCGCGCGUGGAGGAGCGGGAGUCCGUCUCGUACCCAGGACUCCCCGCCAGGUACGUGCUGCACGCGGUGGACGCGGAGCUCGUGGAGGGCGUCCCGGAGGAGGGCGAGUUCGACACGGAGGAGGGCGGCGAGGGCGAGGGCCACGACGGCGGCGGCGCGGCCAUCACCGUGAAGCGGCACUACUGGUCGUGGGUCGACGACGACGAGGCCCGCGGCGAGGCCGCCCCGGCCGCCGUCGCCGGACUGCAGUGUUCAUAGUACGGCGGCCCUUUUUGCAACCCGCACAGUUCGUCACUCUCUCUCUCUCUCUCUCUCUGCGCCGCAGGGACGUCGAAGUGUUUCUUCCGCGCUCGGGUCUGUUUGUUUGAGCUUCGAGGCCAGAUUCAGCUUGGCCGGUGAAGCCGAAUCUGAAAGCUGAAACAAUCUAUUAACAUUCAGGCUAUUUUGAAUGCAAUUGUCCGAGACAUCUUUGGGUGUCUGCGUACACAAGUUGCGCGGAAGGAAUUUAGCCUGUUGGAUUGCCUGCAUUCAUCGUCGGGUCUGCAUUGCAUGAAGUUUAGAACAUCUCUGGGUCUGGUUCCCAGAGAAUGCUCGAUUUGGCAGUUUUUCACAAGCUAGGCCUGGGCUCGAUGCUAUCGAGCGCACGUGGGUGACUCUCCCCCGGUGCGGUUACGUGGGCUCCUUCAUUCUGGGUACACCUCGUACGUGAGUUUGCACGUUUUCUACGGUAAUCUCUUCUUAAUUUCUUUCAUCUUCUAAUCCACAAAAUAAUGCUUGGAUUUAAAAGAUAAGGUCUACAGAAAGAAGAUGCACAUCGAUGUUGAUCAGUUCGUAGUUUCGUCUGCCAUAAAU